ACCUGCCGCUGAUAAAAAGCUUUGUCAAACGCAAUGUGUUGUGUGGCUGUAGCCAAAAUCAUGACAACACGCAUAGAGAGCCUUCUUCAAAGCCCUUUUGAGUCGCGGUUAGGUCUGCCUCUUCAUUUGUGGCCAACAGACGUUGCCCAAGACUUCAAGACUAAAACACACUCUCUCCCAUGUAGCCCAGAACCUUGGCUUCUACCAGGCUGCAGUUCAGUGUAUGAUAGUCUUGUCAGCUGCUCUAAAACCCCACAAUCAGCUUCACAUAAUGGAGAAAAGACUUCUGCUGUUCAGAAGCCUCGCAGGUCAUCCAUUCUUGAGCGGUGCAUCCUGAAUAUGUCUACAGCUAGUGUUGCUGUUGGAACAGAAGACAUUGAUGGGAUCAACAGGUCACCAUCAGGGCGACAGUGGUGCCCCAACAAUGCUGACCCGGCACAAUUCGAGACCAAUGAGGCAGUUUUGAAGCGUAGACAAAAACAGAUUCAAUAUGGAAAGAACACUUGUGGCUACCAGAGCUAUGCUCAACAGGUUCCAAAGUGUCUGCGUGUGCCUGGGAUUCACCCUUCCACUCCAAACAAACACCGCAAAUAUAGCCGCAGAUCUUGGGACAUGCAAGUCCGUCUCUGGCGGAGAGCGCUUCAUGCAUGGGACCCACCAUCUGCUUCCCAGAAAGACAUGGAGGGACAAGACCCUGUUGAUCAAUUGCAGAGCUUGCUUGAGAAGAUGAAUACAAAGCUGUGCGACGGUGGUGAAAAGGAGGGCACAAAGUGGGAAACGGUGCCGGAUACCAUGUCGUCCAUUGUUUCACAACCUUCUGCCGAUGGUCCUUGGCUAUAUUCUAAUGCCACUCAGGUUGGAGUCCCAUGCCACCGGAGCCAAACCCCUCAGCCCGGAUUGGGCUACACCUUCAGCAGUCGCCUAACACCACAGGAGAACGUCCUAGGAUGGCUGCGAUUUCUCCUCGAGACUGACCACAACCAAAACCAGGCGCCUUUGCUGCAUGAAGAGCCUUUCUGGAGAUUUACGUAGUGUCUCGUCAAAUCAUGCCAAUGGUCUGCACAGAUCAGGUGCAAAGCUUGUUCUCCAGCUAUGUUUGAAUUACACUUGGAUCACUGUCUCCUAGUUCAGUAUGCUGUGCACUAUGUAUUUUGUAAUCAAGGCAUCCUCUCCAAACGAAUGUUUCAAUAUUGUACACCUUCAAGUACCUGUUAUUGCUACUUUGUUCCCCACUUUCUGGUUAUCUUUUUAAGUUUCUUUCCCUUCUAAAGCACUGGUUCUAUUCCUUUCGUUCUGUUCCUAACACUCUUUUCCUCGUAUGUCACGUCACUGUUUUUCUAAAAACAGGAAGUUCAGAAGUUUAUUUUUUAGUGUGUGUGUACCUCUAUGAAUGGAAAAACUAAUAAAGAUGUGGACUGGCAAGCUGA
Molecule: messenger RNA, 1427 nt
Organism: Sinocyclocheilus anshuiensis
Lineage: Eukaryota; Metazoa; Chordata; Actinopteri; Cypriniformes; Cyprinidae
Product: histone RNA hairpin-binding protein-like
Exons: 8
Coding region: 34-1032 (332 amino acids)
Biological process (GO): mRNA transport; mRNA 3'-end processing by stem-loop binding and cleavage
Cellular component (GO): histone pre-mRNA 3'end processing complex; cytoplasm
Molecular function (GO): histone pre-mRNA stem-loop binding; mRNA binding
Source: RefSeq, a predicted model, not a curated record